AUGAAUUCUGAAGGCUCUCUCACGAUUGACGGGCCCUCAUCGCGGAGGCCAUCUGUCGGUUAUUCUCCCACGAUAUCUCUACCAUUCUGGAGACUUGUCGGGGACCCCCCAGGCGAUGGAAGUCCAGAUAAACAGUACUUCGAAAAUCUACUGACCGACAGCACAUGGUCUGAUGUCAUCAUUGUCAAUCAGUCUCGCGAUUUCACAAACCCAUCCCAGGAGCAUAGAGCGCAUCACCUCAUCCUCGGCCCAGCUUCUAUGAAAUUAGACCAACUAAUUACCCAAUCCAAACAACUUCGAAAGAACGGAACAGCAGAGGUGGUCUUUAAAGGUCUCCCAAAUUCUGCCAUCAAGACCUUAAUUGAGUACAUCUAUACCGGCAGCCACACUACCAGCUCUAUAAAUUGCACUUACCUGCUCAAACUUGACUCUGAUUUUAGUCUUCAAAUCGAAGGUUUCAGAGAGUACAUGCUUUGGCACGGUGUCAAAUACAUCGUUGACAAAAUGACCCAAGCUUACCUUGUCAUUGGAAACGAUUACAACCAACGUACCCAAGGGGCUAAAGAAAUUCUAAUAAUACUGGAAAUAUUCGAGAUCCUAUGGUACUCCCUGCUAAGCUUCGGAGAACGUGAGAUGUGCCGUCCUGUUCUUGACUCUGUAUUCCAAAAACUUCCCAGGCUGCAGGCGAAUCCGACGUUUGUUAAUUGGUGGAAUAGGCACAAGGGCACCGAUAACAACAUCUUUAUCAUGGCCCGCGCCGUCCUUCACGAAUAUGAUGGACUAGGUAAGGAAGAUGAAGACCCCGGAGAAAAAAAUCUGUGGAAGUGA
Molecule: messenger RNA, 828 nt
Organism: Orbilia oligospora ATCC 24927
Lineage: Eukaryota; Fungi; Ascomycota; Orbiliomycetes; Orbiliales; Orbiliaceae
Exons: 2
Coding region: 1-828 (275 amino acids)
Molecular function (GO): protein binding
Source: RefSeq, a predicted model, not a curated record